AUGGCCUACACACCAGAGCAGGUCGUAGGAGUUGCAGGGAGCUCUGUUUUCUUGAAAGCAACCCCCCCUCCCAACUUUCACGUCCGGGAAACCAUCUGGCGUUCCCUGAUGCCUUCAGAAGAGUUGGUGGCCACCUUGUACAAGGGAAAAGCGGAGAUCCAGUAUCAGUCCCGCUUCUACGGAAGGACUCGACUCCACGAUAACUUCACCUUAGAGAUCCAUCCCGUGGAUUUGGAAGAUGCCGGGGUCUUCUCCGUUCUCCUGGUGGACACCACAGGAAAGAUGAAGCAACAGGCGUUUGGCCUGAAGGUUUACGAUACGGUUUCUACGCCAGUUAUCCGGGUGUUUACCGAAGAAAGGGACGUCAAUAGCUCCUCCGAAUCCUGUACGCUGUUUCUGACCUGCUUUGCGGCGAGCAGGACUAACGUCACUUACGACUGGGCCGGGCUGGGGGGCCAGAGCGGGCCAAGGCCGAAGCACUGGCUGAUGGAGGAGGGCCGAGUGCUACGGAUCAAGCUGGACCCCGAGCGAGACCUUCAGGCAAGCUACACCUGCACGGCUUUUAACGCAGUUAGCCGUAAAUCAGCGGCCAUCGACCUCCGGGACACCUGCCAACGAGGUUCAGAAGGUAAGACAGAGACGGGACUGAGGUUCAGGGAUGUCCUCUUGAUCGUAAUCCCGGUGGCCUCCUUCUUCUUCUUGCUGGCAGCCCUUUUGUGCGUGUGCUACAAACAGCGCUCCGGAAAGAAAAUGUCGUACGCGGUUCCGGGAAAUGAACCGAUCCCUCUUUAGCUAAUGGGAAACGUUGACCUUGGAUCUGUGGCUCCGGCGGAGAACGUGGAGGGGGUUUUGUGGGAACGUGCAACGUGUAAAACUGGGAAGAAGUUGCGUUUUGAGGAAGGAAUGUCCCUUCUACUCACCCUUGGGGCAUUUUGAAGAACGUUACGGAUGACGAUGAUGAUGAAGAUGAAGAUGAUUUGCUUGGAAUUCUGCUGAGAAGGACUUUCUGAAAGUUGAAAGUCACUGUCCAGCUGUGUGAACUACAAUUCCCAGAGUUCCCCAGCCAGCACAGCCACUGCCAAGAAUUCUGGGAGCUGGAGAGUGCCCUCCAGGUCUGCGAACUACAAAUCCCAGAGUUCCCCAGCCAGCACAGCCGUUGUUGCGAAUUCUGGGAGUUGGAGAUUGCCCUCCAGGUUUCUGUGGUACAACUCCCAGAGUCCCCCAGCCAGCACGGCCACAGCUGAGAAUUCUGGGAGUUGAAGUCCAGUGUCUGAAGAACUUCCCAGGCUGUGCUUAAGCAUAAACCUCGUUUACAAACUACAACAGCUGGAUUCAACACACACACUAAGCCCAAGCAGAUCCAAGCUAGCAGGUUGAGUGAAACCAGCUUGGAUGUGCAAAGGAAACCAAGAUGAAUGUGAAGAAAGGAGUUUGCUUCGGGAACAAAUCAUGUUCUUCAAAAUCUAGAACAGUGCUUC
This is a messenger RNA of Python bivittatus (Burmese python), 1478 nucleotides long. RefSeq names its product SLAM family member 8 (gene SLAMF8). Gene Ontology annotation, cellular component: membrane. Lineage: Eukaryota; Metazoa; Chordata; Lepidosauria; Squamata; Pythonidae. The record is from RefSeq and is a predicted model, not a curated record.